Molecule: messenger RNA, 1083 nt
Organism: Aspergillus affinis
Lineage: Eukaryota; Fungi; Ascomycota; Eurotiomycetes; Eurotiales; Aspergillaceae
Exons: 2
Coding region: 1-1083 (360 amino acids)
Source: RefSeq, a predicted model, not a curated record
AUGGGCUGCCUCGACCGUCUGUCAGGAUCCAGUUUGAAAUCGAAUUUCCUUUUCUGGCGAAAGAAACCAUCUACAUCGUUUGAAAAUAUCACCAGCGUGCAGGCGUCCAAUGAACAAACGGACGCCCUAAAACUUCCUGCAUCAUUUGAUAACAAUCCGGUGCGUCCUGAUGAGCCGAAAUUUGAUCUUCAGCUAACUGCGAAAGAGCUCUGGGGUACUGCAUAUGAGCAACUUCGCAGUGAAAACUCAACUUCGAAGCUUGUGAGCGAAUAUGAAUCGCUCCUCGCAUCGGAAUUUGCGCAAAUAAUCUCUUCUGAUGAUGAGCCAGGGAGUAAUGGCAUUGCCUCCAAGCUGGAAAGCCUCGACGGUCCCACUCGUAAACGAUUAAUGGGACGCCUGGCCCGGAAAAGACUCAACGAAAUCGAUUCGUCGUCAUCCGAGAAGGCUCAAGAAGUGCUCAUUGAAUCUGCAAAGAUUAUGCAAAAAGUGCAAUCGACUGUUGGAGGGGCUCUGUCUGGCUGCCCUCCUGCAUCGAUUGCUUGGACUGUGUCAUGCCUGCUAGUCAUCCCGGUAAGCGUCAGUCAAAAGCCUUGGUUAGACUAUCAUACUGAUGCCACCAAGAUUACUGAGUAUCUUGAACAACUAAGUGCCAGCCAAGAUGGGCUCAAGUAUGUGGUUUCAAGAUUGCCGUGGUACACCCAGGUGGUUGACCUCAAUGCGGAUUCAUGGAGCGAUUGCGAUAACUUCAAUCAGCGCAGAGGCGUUAUUUAUGACCAACUCAUACAACUUUACCAGCUGCUGAUAGAGUAUCAAAUUCGAUGCUUUGUUGUCUCUAAGAACCUCACAUCAAGGGUUUUACGAAAUGCGACGGGGCAGGAAGACUGGGCAGGAAGAAUUAACAAGAUCCAGGAAACCGAGAAGCUAGUAAAGGAAUCUUUAGAUCGCAAUGACUCUACCGUCAUGAAACAGAGCCUUGAAGGAAUUUGGCGGAGCUCGGAAGCUCAUUAUGGCGAGAUGCUGCAAAUGUCUCGUGAGCUGCGAGAGCAAAGCCAUGCCCUCCAUGAGAUGCGGGACACGGACUGA